UAUUACACUUUCAGACCGGUCUUUGAACUGGGUAGGCGCGCGGGGCUGAUAACAAAAUUAAAAAUGACGUGCAAUCCAAAACCAACAAUGCGAGAACAGCAGACAACGUCUGGUCCCCCAUUCACAAACAACAGAGGCACCUGAUUGACCCGAACAUGAUGUUGUGACACGAGACUCGAAAACAAAAAUGGAUCAAAAGAAGCUUGCCCUAGAGGCCCUUUCUAAAGAGGAGAUCAUCCAAAAGUACCGAAACUUGCUGGUUAUUGCACAAAAAGCCAAAGCGGCCAAGGAUGAUGCACAGGAACAAGUAAAAAAACUCCAGCAGGAUGUUGAAGAAAGCAAAAGCGAAAAGGAAAAGGUUCAAGCCGAAAAAGAGAAGCUGGACGCGGCUAACUCAGAUCAAGAGGUGCAAAUGGAAAGUCUGAGAAGACAGUUGUGCCGGGCCGAAGCCGACUGCUCCAUCCUCGAGUCUCAGUUGGAAAGUUUGGAUGCUGAAAACAAGAGGCUGCAUCUAGCGGCAAAUAAUGCAGAAAUGCAGCUGCGCCUUGGGACCGAAAUUAGACAAGAUGCGCUGGAAGGACUGGACGAGGAGCUUGCGAAUGUGAAAAACACUGCAGCCGAAGCAUUGGCCGAGAGAGAUUCACUGAGGGCCAGACUGCAGGGUCAGAAAGCUACGAGUGGGGGUUCAGAGACUCAGACUUUUGACUCAUGUCAAGCCAGAGUUCAGUUUCUCCGGGAUACACAAAUUGAGCUCCGCACUGAUAUUUUGAGCUUGCAAUCGACUGCCAAAUCCAUGGCCCUUGAGCUUGGUGAGGCUUUUUCGAAGGCUCAGGAGGCCGCUGAAGAGGCUGCUCGGCUCAAGAGCAUGGACCUCCUGGCUGAGAUGAACGAAGCCAUGAAGACGAGAGGAGAAGUUGCUGCCCAGUUGGCAGAAAAGCUGAGUGCAGUUGAAAGGGAAAGGGAUGCGUGCAGAGAGGAGAACAAAGCUCUGGCGGAAGAGAAAAGAGUAUUCGCAGAAGAGAAGAAACGUCUGCUCGAAGAUAUUGAAAAAUCACAAACGCUUUGUUCAGAACUGAAAUUAGGCCUGGAGGAAAGUAAGAAUGAAGUUGAGAGACUUGUUGUUAGCAAAGAGGCCGCUGAUAGUGAAAUGAAAAAGUUGCAAGCAGAGUUAGAUGUGUCUCGGCAAGUUGCUGUUGAACUGGAAGAGAAACUGAAUUUGAAGUCGGGAGAAAUAAAUGACGUCAAUGACGAAUUUGCAAAACUCCAGUCCAACUUUGAAGACUUUAAGGCAAACAACUAUGAGAAUAGCAAGGAAAUAGAAAAAUUAGAAGACAAGUGUCGUCAGUUGAUUGAAAUCAAUCGAGAAAAGGACUCUUUGUUAGACGGAAUCCAGCUGAAAAUUGCAGAUUCUGAAACGGAAAAUACUUCAUCCACCUUUGAAAAUUUCGGCGCAGAACUGGAGCAGAAGAAAGAAGAAGUUGAUCUAUUGACGGCCAAACUCAAGCUCCAAGAAAUGAAAAUUCAAGAACUGGGUAGCAACAAUAAUAUUUUAUCUGCAAAGAUCCAAGAUUUAGAGAAGGAAAAAGCUGAAUUUGAGGAUGAGCUUUCUAAAUUAAAACUCAUUAUUCAGGACGGCAACAGCAAAUUGGAGUUGGAAAUAGGAAAAUUAAAAUUUCUGGAAGAACAGAAAUCCCAGCUAGAAAUCCAGAUUGAGGAGGAAAGAGGCAAGAGUGAUGAUUUGCAAAUUAAAAACAAUGAGCUACACUCAAAUUUGGCAAAGUUGAAAGAAGAGGCGAUCAAAUUCAACGAUUUAGCUGCUCAAAAUAAAGAAUUCCAAGAUCAAGUUGCAAACUUAAAAGAAAAAAUAUCUGAGCUGGAGAAGGAGGAGUGUGAAACGGGAAGUAUCAGCACGGUGAGCAAAAUAGACGACGCGGCGAGGCUGAAGGACGUCGAGGACAGUUUCGAAGAGAGGUACACAAAGCUGAAGGCCGUUGCUGUCAAAAUGAAGCAGAAGUGCCAAGAGCAGGCCUCUUUGCUCACCAAACUGGCGGCCGAGAAAACGGAAAUGCAGUCAAAGAUGUCCAACGCAAGCAAGGAAAGGGACAACCUGGCGCGGAACCUCCAGAGCAUGCAAGCAGCUUGUGAUCGAAGCGCCGACGAGGCCGAAUCUGCCAGGGAAAAACUGAAAGCGACCGAAAAGCAACUGACCAGGGCAGGAGAGGAAUUGGCAAAGUCUAGAAGUCAGUUCGUCGAGGCCACGGACAAAGUUGUUGCAACAGAGACAAAACUGAAGCAAACCAAGGAUGAGCUGGACGCCGCCAAAAACGAGUUGAAGAGGCACAGCGUCUUGAAUCUGGAGGUGGCCGCUUACGAAAAAAGUUCUGCCGAGCAGGACAGGAAGAUGAAGGAUUUGACCAAGGAGCUGGAAACUUUGAAGGCGCAGCUCGAGUGCCAGAAAAAGUUGGCCCACGAAGGGAAAACGAGUGUUUCGGACUGGGAGGAAAAGUAUUCCAGCCUGAAAACGGCCAAAGAAAAAUUGGAGGAAGAAUUGGCUGAGCGGAAAAGUCACUCGCAGGAGUUGGAAUCAAGGCUUGCUGAGAAGGUGCAAAAACUGGCCGAGUCCGAGGCCAACUUUGAGGCGCAAAGGUCGCGGCUGGAGCGGGUCGAGCUGCAGUUGGCGCACGUGUCGGCCGAGAAAAUCAGACUCGAGGAAGAUACGAACAGGCUGAAGGAGCAGGUUUCCCGACAGAUCAGGAUGUUGGAGGAGGAAGUGACCGCGGCCAGGAUUACGGUCAAGGAGCGCGACGAAGAAAUGGCCAAAAUCCAGACCGAGUUUGAAGGGUACAAGGUCCGGGCGCAGUCGAUGCUGCUCAGGUCUCAACAGCAGCAGCCACCGAAGGAGGAGAACAACCCUGAGAGGGAGUGUGAACUGUCUUUACUCAAGACCACGGUCGAGCGGCUGCAAACUGCCUUAUGUGACGCCUCGAGCAAGGAGAAAGCUCUUCAGGUUGAGGUCGCUGCUAUUAGUGGGCAGUAUGCCGAGAGCCAGUCGUCAACUAGGCGCCUAAUCGACCAAAUAACAGAUUUGACAAACAAGCACGAGGAUUUGAGUUUGAAGCUGAAGAGGGCCGAGGACAAUCUGAAAGAAACCACCCGCCAGCACAAACUGAGCAUCGACACCUUGGCAAGUUCGUACAAGCAACAACUGAUUGAGGCCGAAACUCGGCACAAGGCCCAAAUUGCCAGUUUGUUGGAGGAGAAAAAGGAGCACCAAGAGGAGGCGCCUCCGGUGUCUCUGCUGAAAAGAGAGGAGGGCGAAGGCUCGGAAAACGUUGACUCUUUGAAAGGCAACGCCAGCACCAACAGCCGAGAACCCAUUCCUCUGGACCGUUUACUUUCCAGCUCGAGUGACUACGCCGAGGAUGCCAAAAGUGAGGCGUCCUUCGACGCGGCCAGCUUGAUGUCCUCGACCAUCGCCUCGGAAAAGCGGGCCAAGCACUUGUCGGCUCUGCUCGGAGAGGCGGAGGCCGAUCUGGCCAGGCUGACUCAUCAGAAUGCCAUCCUGAAGGAGGAAAUCCGAAGACAGCAACGGUGUGCCGAGCGGCUCCAGCACACUGAGAAAAACGGGGAGUAUCUGAAAAAUGUUGUGCUCAAAUUUGUGACCCUGCAGGGUGGAGACGAGCGGGCCCGUCUUGUGCCGGUGCUCAACACCAUCCUCAAACUCAGCCAGGAAGAGUUGCAGCAACUGCAGACUGUCGCCGCCCCAUCCACUCCAACCUCGCCAACCCCUGGCCAAGGGGGAUGGAGCAGUUACCUUCACCUGUGGUCAGGCACGCACUGAAAAGAAUUAUGCAAGAGUUGUGCUUCCCUUUCAGUUCAAAAUUCUCUCAUUCCUAAUGCGUUACAAAUUAUGUCAGGUGCUUUUUUUUUUAAAUAUAAAUAUUAUUGCUUUUUAGUUUGUGUGUGCUGUAAGUCAUCAUCUGUGAUACCUCUCUGCUUGACAAUUUAUUGAGAAAUUUUGCACUCGUAAAUAAUUGGAAAAAAAUUGCGCACCUCUUUAACCUAUCGAAGGUUAUUGAUUGAAAUGCAUGCAGCUGACUUAUCAAGAUGUUAUAAAUCAACUCAUUUUUUAUUUUCUGUUUCAAUUACUCAUAAUAAUCAAUCAUAGGAUUUCAAAGUAAAUUUUCAGUGCAGAAUCUCUCAUUGGUCAAGUAUGCUUUCUUGUCACUUAAAUUUUUGAAAAUCAUAUAAUAAUUUUCACACUUGCAAACAUCCCAAUUGAAAACUCCAUCAUUCUUCUUGCUAAGCCAUUGCAUUUUAAAUAUUUUAGAUUUAAGUUGAGGAAAUAAAAAAAUGGUACUUGUGAAUACAA
This is a messenger RNA of Neocloeon triangulifer, 4372 nucleotides long. Its product is annotated as GRIP and coiled-coil domain-containing protein 2-like. The transcript has 6 exons. Bases 188 to 3841 code for a protein of 1217 amino acids. The record is from RefSeq and is a predicted model, not a curated record. NCBI's taxonomy places the organism in Eukaryota, Metazoa, Arthropoda, Insecta, Ephemeroptera, Baetidae.